AAUCUUAUUGGUUGACCCAGGUCAUGCAUAUGUAAUUUGUAAGGUCGGGGGGAUAAGGCUUGGGAGGGGCAGACACCUAUAUGUAAUACACUUCCCCCAAUAUCUAAAGCUAUUAGACAAGAAGUUGUUGUUAGCAAGAGAACUCAUUCCCUACGGCAGCAGCAUGGCGUUUGAGCCCUGGAAAGACUACCUCCAGCUGGGGGCGCUAGUGCAGACAAUGGCACGAGAGAGGAGAAUACACGGACAGCAACAAGUGUCUCUGUUUAACACUGCGGGGGAAGAGAGUGCCAGCUUGCCAGUCAUGGAGGUGCCAAAUCAGAGUGGAAAUGCCACCGCACAGCUUCUCUUAGCCAGAAAGCCCACUGAUGUUCCUAGGCUUUACUGUCCACAGGAGGAGGCCACCAGUUUCUUCAUCCAGAAGAUGGACAAUAAAAAGGGGAAUUGCAGCCCUAAACCAACUGCAACUACAAACUGCUUUAAGGUUCCUGCAAGUGAUAUUCAGGUUGAGGAGGACAAAACCUUCCAGAUCCUCCUUGAACCCAAACUGGAUGGAAACUUUAACAAUCGUCCUGCUCAUAAGACUCAAGCUGUAAAGGACACCUGCCUCCAAGUCCAGCAAAGGGCAAAUAAGAUUGAGACUGGUACCCCUGAGCCACCAUCACCCAGCACCCGUUGUGCUUCUAAUGCCAAUCCACAUGGAGAGGGCAGCAAUGCAGGUGACAAGCUGAACAACCCAGACACGCAGAGCAGCGUUAAAGAACAAGGUGCAACUGGGAAGUUCUGCAUCUUCUGCAAACACAACGGGGAGUCCAGCAGAGUGUUCACCUCCCACACUUUGAGGAAUGCCAAUGGCUCAGUCAUCUGCCCCGUCCUUUGGAAAUACACCUGCCCCUUGUGUGGGGCGACAGGGGACCUCUCCCACACUCUCAGGUAUUGCCCCUUCAAUGAUGAAAAAGGCUGCCUCUAUGACAAGAGCAGGCGCAAUUCUUCUGGUUCCCUGCCCAGGCGCUAAUCUAAAGGACACAAUAAAAGGUUCCGUUAUA
This is a messenger RNA of Xenopus laevis (African clawed frog), 1043 nucleotides long. RefSeq lists its product as uncharacterized. The transcript has a single exon. Lineage: Eukaryota; Metazoa; Chordata; Amphibia; Anura; Pipidae. The record is from RefSeq and is a predicted model, not a curated record. The coding region runs from base 164 to 1012 and encodes 282 amino acids.